This is a messenger RNA of Perca flavescens (yellow perch), 1683 nucleotides long. It is a transcript of the gene ing2, whose product is annotated as inhibitor of growth family, member 2. Bases 150 to 995 code for a protein of 281 amino acids. Gene Ontology annotation, cellular component: nucleus. NCBI's taxonomy places the organism in Eukaryota, Metazoa, Chordata, Actinopteri, Perciformes, Percidae. Gene Ontology annotation, biological process: positive regulation of DNA-templated transcription. The record is from RefSeq and is a predicted model, not a curated record. The transcript has 2 exons.
CGCAUGCGCAGAGACCUGAGUUUUGUUUGAAGUGAACUGCUGCCUGGGACUGCCCUACAAGCUGCAAAGUCGCCAAGCAUUUGAUUUUAACAGUAUAUUUUUCACAUUUCCUCCAUAUUCUUUUAGUGCCUCUAUGCAUCGUAGAGACGAUGUUAGGCCAUCAUUAUACAAAUGCCGACAAGUCGCAACAACUGGUCAACUAUGUGGAGGAUUAUCUGGAAUGUGUGGAGUCUCUGCCUUUGGACAUACAAAGAAAUGUUUCUCUGCUUCGAGAAAUUGAUGCAAAGUAUCAAGAGGUGCUGAAGGAGGUGGAUGAAGUGUUUGAGAAGUACAAAGGUGAGCAGGAUGCAGCUCAAAGAAAGCGCCUUCAGGUCCAGCUGCAGAGAGCACUCAUCAUCAGCCAGGAGCUGGGCGACGAGAAGAUCCAUGUAGUGACCCAGAUGACGGAGCUGGUGGAGAACCGCUCCCGCCAGAUGGAGUCCCACUCCCUUUGCCUCCAGGAGCCCAGCGAGGCAGAGCGAGUCACUACGGAGCGGCGCUCCAGCGUCCAAGACUUGCCGGCCCCGGAGCGCACCUCUGCCCGCCGCCCACGACGCCAGCGCAACAGUGAGAGCCGCGACUCGAGCCACCCAUCAGCCAAUGGCUCUCUGGUGGAUGACCCAGUGGAGGAGCUGUCCAUUCCUACGCCCCGAGAGAAGAAGUCCAAGUCUGCGAAGAAGAAAAAGCGCAAGGCCAAACAGGAGCGAGAUGCCUCCCCGGUCGACUUCGCCAUCGACCCCAACGAGCCCACCUACUGCCUGUGCGAGCAGGUGUCAUACGGUGAGAUGAUCGGAUGCGACAAUGACCAGUGCCCCAUCGAGUGGUUCCACUUCUCAUGUGUGGGGCUGACCUACAAGCCCAAAGGCAAGUGGUACUGCCCCAAAUGCAGAGGGGACAACGAAAAGACCAUGGACAAAAGCCUAGACAAAAACAGAAAAGACCGCAGGUCCAGGUAGUGACCCAUCUUCAUUCGCCCUUUAUUCAUCUGGAUGAUGUCUUCAGCCUAAAGGGUUAGGACUAUCAGCCGUAGUUGAAAACAGUACUUGUGAUAUUGUGAAGAGCACAGUCCAGCACCAUUGGUAGCAGCGCUUAUUAUUAAUCCAGGACCAGUUGUGAUUGAACUUGUGCUGUUACAUCACUGAUUGUUCUCACUGGCUAUAAGUGUACUGUAGGGAGUCCAGCUGCUGCAAGAGUCAUCAGCUUGAAGCUGCUAUCUUCCCCAAGUGUUUUUGCUUUUUGUGAGACUUGUUUUUUAUUUUGACUUUUGAGGGAAAAAAUGAAAAAGCAUCUUUUGGUUUGCUAUCCCUUUUCAUUCUGGACAAGCUCCUAAUUAAAAAAAAAAAAAAAAAAGGUGUACCUGCUAAUGAUUAUUUUCUUCAGUUUUGGUGAAACAAACUUUUUUUUACUUUUUUAUUUUCACUUUCUGAAUUGUACGCAAUUAUUUGAAAUUUUGUCUAUACAAUAAUGGCUUGUAGAGAAUAACCACGUUAUGUUUACAAGAGAUGAUAUUUAAUUGAGGAGAUGGUUGUUGAUGGACACUGGAAUAGGAUGUCAUGUUUGUGGACUUCAUGUUUUCACUGGUUCACUAUCACUAUUGUGUAAAUGUCUUUUUUUAUAUUCAUUAAAACAAAGUAUAGUCAUUCA